AUGUGUCCAGAUGUUCGCUAUAACUAUGAAUGUUGCUCAUUCUUUACCUUCUUAGACUCCUUGGUUGACAAUGCAGAUGAUGUAAAGGAGCUUAGAUUAACCGGGGUAUUCAAAAAUUUGCUUAGAAAUGAUGAAGAAUUGGCAAGGCUCAUAAAUGAUUUGGGAGAUGAUUUGCCAACAAAGAUGCCUUGUAGCAUAAACUACACAAAUGCAGUGGCUUACAGUAAAAAAUAUAUUGGCAUGAAGCAAGAAAUUGAAAAACAUUACAAAAACAAAUGGAAGACAUGGUUGGCACAAGCUUACAAUACACAUUUUGAUACACCAUGGAGUAUGAUUGCCUUUUUAGCUGCAUCACUAGCAUUUCUUACAGCAAUUCAAACCUAUUUUACCAUUUUUCCUAAAGAGUAA
Molecule: messenger RNA, 408 nt
Organism: Trifolium pratense (red clover)
Lineage: Eukaryota; Viridiplantae; Streptophyta; Magnoliopsida; Fabales; Fabaceae
Product: putative UPF0481 protein At3g02645
Exons: 1
Coding region: 1-408 (135 amino acids)
Source: RefSeq, a predicted model, not a curated record